AAAAAACUAACGCACCCUUCUAAUCUAAAAAUAUUUUGAUUCCUUCUCUCUCAUAUUUUAUGUACUUUUAAAGUAUAAUGAAGAAACUGAUGAGGAGACUGUCACGAGUUAGGGUAAACCACUCGACUCAGUACUCAAUGCUCCGAUCCGAGGCAUCCGAUCCUCCUGCGGACCCCACCAAGCGAAGACCCGACGUACCGGAAGGGCAUUUCCCGGUUUACGUCGGGAUGGAUCAGACGUCGACGCGUAGGUUCAUCGUCAGUGCUGAGUUGCUGCGGCGUCCGAUCUUUGUUGAGUUGUUGAACAGAUCGGCUCAAGAGUACGGGUACGAGCAAAGGGGAGUGUUGAGGAUCCCCAUUAACAUCGUCAUAUUUGAGCGUGUUCUUGAAUCUCUCAGGCAAGGUCGAGAUCCCUCAAGCCUAGAUGAAUUGAUCUAGGUUUUUUACAUAAUUACUAAGAUAAAAAUAAAAUAAAAUAAAAAAAGAAGAAAGAAGAAAGAAUGUUGUUUUUCCUUUCUUUCUUUCUUUCUUUCUUUUUUUCAAAAAAAAAAAACCGAUAAUUCUUAUUAGGUGAGAUUCCUCGUUGUCCUUUGUAUAUAAUGUGGUGAAGGGGAAGUAGGUUUCUUUGCUGUAAAAUAGCAGUUAGUUGAAAAACCAGCAAAAUUAAAGUUAAGACUCUUUUCUUUCCUUAAGAAAUUUGAUUAUUAUAAAUAAUAAAAAAGAAGCGAGUUUUUUU
Gossypium raimondii (Peruvian cotton) is the source of this 735-nucleotide messenger RNA. RefSeq names its product auxin-responsive protein SAUR71. The transcript has 2 exons. NCBI's taxonomy places the organism in Eukaryota, Viridiplantae, Streptophyta, Magnoliopsida, Malvales, Malvaceae. The record is from RefSeq and is a predicted model, not a curated record. Gene Ontology annotation, biological process: response to auxin. Bases 78 to 437 code for a protein of 119 amino acids.